ACAAGCAGUUAUAUACUUACAUUUAUAAUAUAUACAUGUAUAAUUUGUCUUAGAUCGUGAACCAACAAAGCUCAGCAAAAAAUCAUGUGAAAGACUGGUGGACAGAACGCUACAACAUCCCUUCAAAUUAGUAUUGACCUUGAUUUAACUAAACAUUUAGACCGUGACCGCACCUUGGAUGCUACACACAAAGUUUGUCUCUACCAGACUAAAACGUUGCGGCAAAAAUAGUAGAUAUUGGCCAGAUAGACUGAAAAGUAUGAAAGAGGCAUAUAUCCGUCUAUCUGACCAAUUCUACUAACUUUUUCCCAGCAACUUAUGGAGUCUGACUAGCAUAUUGUUGCUGUGACAUGUUACGUAAUAAGUAUGGUAAGUUACCCCAGUGAACCCGCAGCAGCUACUUCCGGUGCAAAGAGUCCAAGGUCCACAGCGCAACUCUGUAACGUUACCGUGUUUAUUACUGACAUUGUGUAAGCUGCAUCAGGUCGCACAUUGAAGAAUGGUGCUUCGCGUGGCCGUGAUCGGCGCGGGUGCAAACGGCCUGUGCGCGGCACGCUACCUGUCGACGGACCCUGGUCUCUACCUGCCGACGGUGUACGAGCAGACAGCGGCGGUGGGCGGGACCUGGGUGUACACGGACCGGACUGGGACGGACGAGCACGGCCUUCCUGUACACUCCAGCAUGUACACAAACUUAAGGACAAAUAUUCCCAAGGAAUCGAUGGCCUUUUCGGACUUUCCGUUCGACAGCAGCCUGCAGUCUUACCUCUCCCGCCAGGAGGUGCUGCAGUACCUGGAGGGCUAUGCCGCGCACUUCGGACUGAACAAGUAUAUUCAGUUCCUGACCAGAGUAGAAGCAGUGACACCUGUCCACGUCCAUGGUGUGUUAAAAUGGCACGUCACGAUCUCUGACGUCUCUGCUGCAGACAAACAGAGCACCGAGCAGUUCGAUGCGGUCAUGGUUUGUACUGGCUAUAAUCAUAAUAGUAGACGGGCCAACAUCUCUUUUUCAUCCAUCCCUUUCUACAGGCGGUAUUCCGUCCCGUAUGUUCCAGCCAUCCCCGGUACAGACCGGUUCCAGGGCAGGACCCUACACAGCCAUGACUACCGGGUCCCGGAGCCGUUCCGCGGGAGAAACGUCGUCAUCAUCGGAGCCUCGGCCUCGGGCAUCGACCUGUGUGUGCAGAUAGCUGCGGUGGCCGAGCGUGUCGUCAUCAGUCACUCCAACCCACCCUUCAUGAGGCCUCGCAGGCUCCCUCCCAAUGUCAGCCAGGUGAAAAGAGUAGAGAGUAUCAUAGGUCCAAACACUGUCAGGUUUAUGGACGGACAAGAGUUUCAGGCUGACGAUAUCAUCUAUUGUACGGGCUACUGUCUCAGCUUCCCCUUUCUCACUCCCGAAUGUGGCAUCACGGUGCACAGGGGCAGAGCGUUUCCCUUAUACAAACAUGUCAUCAACACAACCUAUCCUACUAUGUCGUUUAUAGGAAUCGUACAUCUAUCCCUAACCUUCCCUCUGUUUGAAGUCCAGGUUAGGUUUGCUUUAGGGGUGUUGAGCGGUAGACUGAGUCUCCCCUCUAAAGCAGACAUGGAUCAAGAAGUUGAUGACGACUUUAAAAACCGCCUAGAAGCGGGUUUGCCGCCACACCACGCUCACACUAUAGAACCACUGUAUCGCGACUAUGUCAAUGAGUUAGCAAUAGCGGCUAAAUGCGAGCCUAUCCCACAGACCUGCCAGCUGACGGCUGCACACUCAAUUCUUCAGAUGUUUGUUGAUCCGGUCGGGUUUAGAAAUGCGACAUACAAAAUAGCAGGUCCGGAAUCAUUUGAGAGGGUCCCUCUUCAAAGUAAGAAACGACACAAGCCUAAGUCUGCUCUGUAAUGUCACUGUUAAUUGAAUAUUUCACACUGUACUACAUAAUGGCACAUGUAUAUAUGUACCAGACUGAUAUUUUGAUAACAAUUGAACCGCCCUAAUUGUACACCCACGAAAGACAUGCAUGUAAUAUGUACGCAAUAUUGAUAAAAUGCAUAUCUACAUGAGAUAUAACAAACCCAUAACUAUUCUAUCUAGACUAGACUAGCAGAUACAUUCUACAUUGAAUACGAUUAUGUAAUGUGUAUGGCACACCCAAUUCCAAUGUUUUUGUGUACUUUUGUGUAAGGAUUUUAUACGAAAUGUACGAUCACGAUAGGCACCUGUUAAAUUGUUUCAGUUAAAUAAUCUUAAUACUUUAAUAAUCUUAAUAAAGAUUUAUAAAAUGGUA
This is a messenger RNA of Branchiostoma floridae (Florida lancelet), 2264 nucleotides long. RefSeq names its product flavin-containing monooxygenase FMO GS-OX5-like. Gene Ontology annotation, molecular function: N,N-dimethylaniline monooxygenase activity; flavin adenine dinucleotide binding; NADP binding. The record is from RefSeq and is a predicted model, not a curated record. The transcript is spliced from 4 exons. The coding region runs from base 500 to 1879 and encodes 459 amino acids. Lineage: Eukaryota; Metazoa; Chordata; Leptocardii; Amphioxiformes; Branchiostomatidae.